UAUUUGUUUAUGUGCAAAGUCUUGUAAUACCACCUUUAAACUUCUAAUCUCUUAUGUUGAGUAGCUUUACUUCAUUACGUUCCAUAAACUAAUUGCUAAUGUAAAUAUUAAUUUUUCUAACGUAUUUCAUAUGCAGACCUUUUUCUGAUAUAUAUGUUUUCUUAAUACAUGAAAAUUUCUUGGGCAAGUAAAUGACUAUAUGUAGAUGUACAGUAAGCAUUAGAUAAAUAUGUUAUUUGAAAAUUAAUCUCUCACCCUUAAUUUUAUAAUGAUUUCAAAGUUGAAAUGGAUUCCAUUAAAUUUGCUGUGUUAAGAGCAUCUGAAAUAAUAUUUCCUGGUAUUAAUAUCACCUAUGGAAGAAGGAUUUCCCGUAAGACAGAAGAAGUUAUGUCAAGUCUGCCUUUACAAAUGUGCCUAUACUUCAAUGCAAGUUACUCUCCUCUUUGGAUAGGUAUUCGUAUGGGUUGCCUUAUUUAUAAGUUUUCUGAGUUAUCUCAACUGUAUAAAAUAUUAUUGACAGCAGUAUUAGUUGUCAUGAUAGUAGUUGAAAUGACACGAUUAUAUUUGGGUUAUGCAGGAAAUUUAACAGAAAAGGUACCUGAACUAGCAGGAUUUUGGAUGCUAACAUUGUUCCUACAAUUUCCACUACACUGUUUGUGUACAUUCAGCAAAGACUUUUUAAUUUUACCUUGGGAAAUAGUAACUGAUAUGAUAAUGAUGGUGUUUCUAGUUUUAGAGAUAAUUAUUGGAUAUUUUGCUGUCAAAGUUAUUGCAAAUCAUCAAGCUUUAAAAUUCAAAUUGCAAAUGGUGAAAUAUAAUACUACUAGCACCGAAACAUUUUUAGAAUGAUACUUCUGUACUUAAUUUAAAAAUGUAUAUCUUAUUUAUUAUUAUUAUUAUUAUUAUUAUUAUUAUUUUUGGGUGUUUGUGUGUGUGUGUGUGAAGAAAUUCUUCAAGGAUAAAAGAUCCAUCUUUGACAUCAGAUUUGUUGUGUACAUCCUUUUUAUAUAUUAUUAUUAUUUCAUUUAUGAAGAUUUUAAAAGCUAAAAAAUGUACAACAUAGCUGCCAACUUUGAACGCUUUAAAACUGGGAGAUUUUGCCAAGAAAACUGUGCAUGUUGCAUGGUUACACCAUUUCAAAGGAGCACUAAACUGACUUUAAUUCAUAUUAUAAUAUAUUAUUCAAGUUAUUGUAUUAUUUGUAAUUCAGUUCGGAUGUAAAAUACAAUAGCAUUUAAUUGCAAAUAUUGAAUUUACAUUCUUUAACUCAUUUAACUCUCUUACACUUUUAUUCUGAGAAAGUCCUGAGUAGUGAAGGCAAAUAUUUACUUAUCCAAAGUAUUUUUAAUACAUUGAAAAUAAAAUUAAUAAUUAAUGCACAUGGUAUUUAUGUGCAUAAAUUUAGUAAUGUACCAUAUAUUGAUGUAAAACAAAAUUAAAUGCAAAUAUUAACAAAAUUAGGCACUGCUCGAA
Stegodyphus dumicola is the source of this 1473-nucleotide messenger RNA. Its product is annotated as transmembrane protein 17B-like. The record is from RefSeq and is a predicted model, not a curated record. NCBI's taxonomy places the organism in Eukaryota, Metazoa, Arthropoda, Arachnida, Araneae, Eresidae. Gene Ontology annotation, biological process: non-motile cilium assembly. Gene Ontology annotation, cellular component: ciliary transition zone.